Messenger RNA from Lathyrus oleraceus (garden pea), 419 nucleotides. RefSeq lists its product as uncharacterized. The annotation marks the transcript as partial. Lineage: Eukaryota; Viridiplantae; Streptophyta; Magnoliopsida; Fabales; Fabaceae. The record is from RefSeq and is a predicted model, not a curated record. The transcript has 2 exons.
GUGAAUGAGAAAAUGGAAUUGAAAAAAGUGAUAAAGGACAAGAAAUUCUGGUUUGCAUCUUUCCUUAUCACCUGGGCUGCAGCUCUCCAGGGACACAUGAUGUGGUUACAGCGCCAGGAUUCAUUCAAGCAAACGUUCCCCAAUAAUAACGAUACUACUACUACUACUCAAUCCUCCUCUUAAUUCUGUUCUAUUGUACUGUAGGUUUUCUUUCAUUUCUUCAAACCCUAACAUUUUCUUACAUAUGCUUUCUCUUCUCUGUUACCACUACGGAUCUGAUUGGAUUCACAUUUAUCUUGCUUCACUUUAUUCUGUGUUCUUGUACAAAUGACUUAUUAAUAAGUGCUUAUAUUAUAAGCACUAUAUUAACCUGUAAAAUAAAUUGUUAACACAGUCAUUUGUUAACAAAUUGGAUUUUC